Molecule: messenger RNA, 1179 nt
Organism: Trichoderma breve
Lineage: Eukaryota; Fungi; Ascomycota; Sordariomycetes; Hypocreales; Hypocreaceae
Product: la domain-containing protein
Exons: 3
Coding region: 1-1179 (392 amino acids)
Biological process (GO): RNA processing
Cellular component (GO): nucleus
Molecular function (GO): mRNA binding
Source: RefSeq, a predicted model, not a curated record
AUGAGCGAAGCAGAGGCUGUUCAGAACCCUACUGAGCCCGUGGCUCCCGUUGAGGCUCCCGUCGAGGAGAAGGCCAUUGAGCAGCCCGAAGCUACUGAGGCUACUGACGCUACCGAGGUAGCCGAGGCCAAGGAGACUGAGGAGAUCAAGGAGGAGACUGAGACCAAGGAGACUGAGGAGACAGAGAAGAAGAAUGGCGCCAACAUCCUCAAGACUACAGCCAAGAUUGACCGCGAGAAUGCCUCAAACAACCGCAAGUUUGAUCCCUCUGUCCGGCAAGUGACCGAUGACCCCGAGGAGAUCAGGAAGCAGGUUGAGUUUUACUUUGGCGACUGGAACUUCCCCCAGGACAAGUUCAUGUGGGAGACAUGCGGAGGAUCCGAGAACAAGCCCAUGCCGAUCGAAAAGAUUCACUCAUUCAAGCGUAUGCGCUGCUUCCAGCCCUACAGCGCCGUUGUUGCUGCCCUCCGAGAGAGCAAGGUGCUCGAGGUAGUUGGAGAGGAAGGCAAGGAGGCCGUCAAGCGCAAGGUUCCCUACAAGCCCAUGCCUGCCUCCAAGGCCAAGGCUGAAGCUGCCACCGUCUACGUCAAGGGCUUUGGUGACGAGCAGCCCGAUACCCAGUUCGAGCUGGAGACCUUCUUUGCCCAGUUCGGUGAAGUCAAUGGCCUGAAGCUCCGUCGCACCAACGAGGGCCUCUUCAAGGGCUCCGUCUUUGUCACAUUUGCCGAUGAGGAGACGGCCAAGAAGUUCAUUGCCCUGGACCCUGCUCCCAAGUGGAAGGAGCACGACCUGAAGAUCAUGUCCAAGCACGACUACUGCGAGGAGAAGAGCGACCUGAUCAAGCAGGGAAAGCUGGCGCCUAACGGAACAUCGCAGAAGAAGUUUUACGAGGGCAGGGACUUUGGCAAGAGAACCACCCGCAGUGGUGCGUCUGGAGAUCAGGAUGACUGGAAGAAGCGACGCGACCAGGACCAGAAGGGUGGAUUCAGGGGAGGUCGCGGAGGUCGUGGUGGCCGUGGUCGAGGCGGCCGUGGCGGUCGUGGCCGAGGCGGCCGUGAUCGCGACAAUGGCCGACAGGAGAGACGCGUGGACGCUGCCGCUACCAACCUGAAGAGACCCCGAGAGGACGAUGGUGCUGCGGCCCCUGCUGCGAAGAAGGUUGACACCAAGGCCGAGUGA